Penicillium angulare is the source of this 699-nucleotide messenger RNA. Its product is annotated as putative cell wall protein. The transcript is spliced from 2 exons. The record is from RefSeq and is a predicted model, not a curated record. Bases 1 to 699 code for a protein of 232 amino acids. NCBI's taxonomy places the organism in Eukaryota, Fungi, Ascomycota, Eurotiomycetes, Eurotiales, Aspergillaceae.
AUGUUCUCCAAGACUUUCAACUUCUCGGCCGCUCUGUGCCUCGUCCUGGCCGUUGGCCCCGCUACUAUUCUCGCCGCUCCUCAGCUGAACGGCCUCCCCGUCAUUGGCGCUUCCCACGAUGAUGACACUCCUACCAACGGCAACAGCGAGCACGAUGCCGGUGCUGGCUUCGAAGUCGGUAUCCCUGGUGGACCUGGCGUCGCCUAUGGAGCUGGCACCCACUCGGAACACCAUGGUCCCUGUGGCCCUGGUGUGAACUCUGAGCACGACGCCGGUGCUGGCUUCAACGUUGGCAUCCCUGGAGGCCCUGGUGUUGCCUUUGGAGCUGGUACCCACGACCAACACCAAGCCUACCCAUGCCCCGAACCUGUUCCUGCUCCUGUCCCUGCUCCCGUUGUCGUUCCCGUCCCUGCUCCCGUUGUCGUUCCCGUCCCUGCUUCUGAGCCUACUACUACUUCCACCUACAUCCCGGUUUUCAUUCCUCCUACCUACACCACUCCUAUCGACAUCCCUACUAUGACUACCGUCCCUGCCUACGUGCCUCCUUCUCCGGCUCCUGUCCGCUCGACUCCUCUAAUCCACGCCCCUGGCCCAUCAACGACACCCUCUUCUACACCCGUUUUCAACGCCGGUUCCGCCAUGGCCCCAAGCUCGCUAAUGGCCCUCGCUCUUCCUAUCAUGCUGGGCAUUUUCUACUAG